AUGGCAGCAAGUGGAAGGAAGCUUAUCAUUGGGCUUGACUUUGGUACCACGUUUAGCGGGGUCGCAUACUGCGAGACCGACAGUAAAGGCAGUGCUCGAGAUGUCACCCAAAUCCAGCUUGUUACCAACUGGCCUGGGGUCGGUCUCGGGAAUACGGAGAAAGUUCCAUCGCGCAUUUCUUACGGCACCGCCCCUAAGAACGAGAUCAAAUGGGGCAAUUUGGUCACCCACAAGACGAAAGAAGUCCAUGCGUUAAUGAAGUUACGGCUUGAUGAGCGCACGAACAAGAGCAAGCAAAUCCGGAUGCUACUCGCAUUUCUCACAGGCAAUUUUGGGAGUCUUAACAUCGACGAUCUAGACUCGGAUCAAGAAGAGGACGCCCCGCCUGAAUACCCUGGGAAGGAUGCUGUUGAUAUCGUGGGUGACUAUCUCACGUAUGUGCGAGAGCAUGUCUGGAAAGACCUGGAAUCUCAGUACGGUGAAGCCCUCCUUAGCUCCAUGGAGAAAGAGGUCGUCGUAACUGUGCCGGCAGUAUGGUCUGAGCGAGCGAAAGACCAAACAUUGAAGGCCGUCAUUGAAGCAAAGUUUCCCGCAGCAAAACUCAUGAUGGUGACUGAGCCAGAAGCAGCUGCUAUCUAUUCUCUCAAAGAAAUGCAGGAGGGGGCGAAAAGGGAUGAUGUUCAAGUUGGGGAUAACUUCGUCCUAUGCGAUGCAGGAGGAGGCACGGUCGACUUGAUCUCUUACACAAUCACUCAAAUACAACCGGUUUUCGAGAUAGAAGAGGCGGCGAUUGGAAGCGGUGAUAAAUGCGGCGCAACCUAUGUUGAUAAGGAGUUUCUUUCAUGGCUUGAACGAUGGAUCGGAAAGGACGCGUAUGAACUUAUUCCUGCAGAGAAGACUCGUCAUGGUAGUCAAAUGAUGAACGCCUUUGAGAUGGUAAAGCACACCUUUAUGGGCGACGAUUCCGAUAAUGAGAUUCGCCUCCCCAGAGAAUGUGGCAUCGAAGACGACGAGGAACGUAACAUUGAUGACCAAGUUCUCACACUAGAUGCAGAGCAGAUGAGGGAGAUUUUCGAUCCAUGUAUCAACCGGACCCUGGAGUUGAUCGAUGGUCAAAUUGCUUCAGUCCUUAGAAAGGGUAGAAAUAAGCCAAAGAUGGUAAUUAUUGUUGGAGGAUUUGGCAAGAAUCCGUACCUCUUCAAGAAGAUCACCGAGUACUGCAUCCAGAGAGGGAUCGUGGCUCGCAAACCGACGUUCCCUUGGUCAGCUGUCGCUCGAGGAGCCGUCUGCCGUGGACUUGAAGGACCAUUGACCGGCCUAGUUGCAGUUCGCCUUGCCCGCAAGCAUUACGGGACUCCCGUCUGCACCCCUUACAAGCCUGGAAUCCACAAUGCAGCUGACAUGUAUGUCGAUGAAUUCACUGGCUCAAAAUACGCAAAGGGCCAGAUGCGUUGGAUUGUUGAUAAGGGUGAGCGACUUCCUGAAAGCUCCCCUAAAAAGGUGUCCAUAGAGUGCAGCUGUACCUUCAAGAAGAGCGAAGACCGCGAAUUUGGCGCCAUACUGGUGGGCUGCGAUGCAGAUGCGGCUCCGGCCCGCUACGCCCACGAGACUGCAUACAAUAUUUGCCGCGUGCGGGCCGACCUGAGCACUGUUCCCGAAUCUAAAUUCGCACGGGCAAGGUCCGGGCUUGGGGCUGAGGAGUUUUUGAUCGCCGAGUUCAAGCUCCAAGCCACCCUGUGUGGUGGAAACAUUGAUUGGAAGUUCAUCUUUGACGGCAAGGAAUAUGGAACCGUUUCGGUUAGCUAUGACAAGUAG
Messenger RNA from Lindgomyces ingoldianus, 1815 nucleotides. RefSeq names its product actin-like ATPase domain-containing protein. The transcript is spliced from 6 exons. Gene Ontology annotation, molecular function: ATP binding; ATP-dependent protein folding chaperone. The record is from RefSeq and is a predicted model, not a curated record. Lineage: Eukaryota; Fungi; Ascomycota; Dothideomycetes; Pleosporales; Lindgomycetaceae. The coding region runs from base 1 to 1815 and encodes 604 amino acids.